AAAUCGCACACGGACUCUGCGAUAACCUCUUAACCUCUCUGCUUCAUGUGCUGGCAGCCUGGCACCUACGACGCUGACUUACAUAUUCACAAUUCACAGCAAUGAACACGCUGGACGAACAUCCGCUUACAGUAGAGCAUACGCGCAUUGUCCGAGAUGUUGUGCGGUAUCAAAUUGCUGGGCCAAUUGCAAAGGAUAUUGUAUGUGGGGACGUCGGAUUUCCGUCGCAAAUGAACCUAAAUCGCGUGUCUUUCGCACCUCGCCCAAUGCGUUCGAUCGGACAUCGACAUAAAACCAAUGAUCACAAGUUGCCAUUCUAUCGCAACAAUACACCGACAAGACGGCGCUAUAGGCACUUCGCCUUAAGAUGUUUUGUUUCAGUGCUGCCGUCUUCAGCUUUGCAGCGCAGGUGCCCAUCAGAUGUUAGUUGGAUUUUUACAACAUGCCUCUCGAAAGGCGGUUGCUCUUACAGGAUCUUGUAUCAACAAGAAUCCUCUCGAAGCUGUACACGACAGCAUGCUAUUCGAAUACGUCAUCACCGAGGAUCUCUCGAAGGCGAUAGAUCUUAUGUGAGAGUAAAUCAAGGAGUACAGGAUUAUUUCAAAUCUUGAGCACGCGAUAACACGCUCGAAUAUAACAGCCUAUAUAUCUAUUAGGCAGGGCUGAUCAUGACCAGUUCGAAUACGUCAUCAUGAUAUUUCUCGAAAGGCGAUA
Suillus discolor is the source of this 714-nucleotide messenger RNA. RefSeq lists its product as uncharacterized. NCBI's taxonomy places the organism in Eukaryota, Fungi, Basidiomycota, Agaricomycetes, Boletales, Suillaceae. The record is from RefSeq and is a predicted model, not a curated record. The transcript is spliced from 4 exons. Bases 102 to 611 code for a protein of 169 amino acids.